UGUACUGUAUUGUGUGGCAGUUUAGUUAUCACGCACGCUGAAGAGUGAAGAUCCCUUUCUCCUUCACUUUCCCCUCUUUUUUGUCUCUGAGUCUGAGUGAAUGAAUACUUUAUACGCUGCUUCUCUUCCCAAUCCUAAUUUCCUUUCUUCUUUUCUAUUCUGCAUGAGUAUGAGUAUGUGUACUUCGAUAUUCAUAUUAAUGCACGCAGAGACGACAGAGCCGAAUUGUAUAUAUAGCAUCUAAGCAUAGCAUACUGACAGUGUAUGUAAAAGAUAACCAACCACCUAUUAAUUUCACGGUGGAUUCACCAAAUAAACCCAAACCAGAACCACUAUUGCUUGCUUCAGAUUUAAUUUCACAAGAUGCUUGAAACGAUUAAAUACCUAAUCGGAUCGGCGGGUCCAAGCGGUUUUGGAUCCAAAUCCACCGCCGAACAAGUCACGGAAACCUGCGGCGAUCUCCGCUCCAUCACCGCUAUCAUAACAGGUGGUACGUCAGGAAUUGGAGCAGAAACGGCGCGUGUUUUGGCGAAGAGAGGGGCGAGGGUGAUUCUACCGGCGCGUAGCAUGAAAAAUGCGGAGGAAACAAGAGGUAGAAUAGUGACGGAGUGUCCUGAAGCGGAGAUUAUAGUUAUGGCACUUGAUCUCAGUUCUGUCAAUUCUGUUACGAACUUCGUUACUCGUUUUCACUCCAUCGGUUUCCCUCUAAAUCUCCUCAUAAACAAUGCUGGGAAGUUUGCAGAAGAGCACGCAAUCUCUGAGGAUGGAGUUGAAAUGACCUUUGCCACUAAUUAUUUAGGUCAUUUUGUGUUGACAAAAAUGUUGAUGAAGAAGAUGGUUGAAACGGCAAAGGAGACAGGGAUUGAAGGAAGGAUAGUGAACGUGUCGUCCGCAAUACACGGUUGGUUUACUGGCGACGUCAUCUCCUAUUUGGCUCAUAUAUGCCGCAACAAAAGUGAGUACGACGCCACACGUGCUUAUGCUCUUUCCAAACUCGCCAACGUUUUCCACACUAACGAGCUUGCUCGCAGACUCAAGGAAAUGGAUGCCAACGUGACUGUGAACUGCGUUCAUCCGGGUGUCGUGAGGACCAGACUCACCAGAGAGCGUGAAGGCUUUCUUACAGAUUUAGUUUUCUUCUUGGCUUCCAAGCUCUUAAAGACCAUUCCCCAGGCAGCAGCAACAACAUGUUAUGUGGCAACUCACCCAAGGCUCGUCAACGUGUCCGGCAAGUACUUUGCUGACUGCAACGAAACCUCAACUUCCAAAUUGGGAUCCAACAUAACUGAAGCUUCAAGGUUAUGGGCAGUAUCCGAAUUAAUGAUUUCUAAGGGUCCAAAAGCUGCCUUUGACCUAAUUAAUAACCUUGAAUUUUGAAGUUUAUUGGGACAAUGCAGAAGAAAAAAAACAUAUAUAGAAUUUGAGUAUGGAAAAGAUACAUAUAUAAAAUUUCUCUCUAGAUUUUUAAUAGAACAAUAGAAUCAGAGUUAGAUGUGGUCAAUUUAGUCUUAUGAUCUAGGGUAUAAGUAAUAACUACCUGUUUCAAUGUAUAAUAUAACUAUAUAUAUAUAUUGGUUACUUAAUUAGGGAAAAUCAUGGGAAGGUUUUAUUUUAGGGUCUUGUUAACCGGUGUCUUCAGGGUAAUGGUUAAAGAAUCUAUUAAUAGAAAUUUUGUCUUUGAAAUAUAAGAUGUUCUUUUUUAUAAAGUAAAGAUUGCACAACUUUUUCAUGAAAACUUACUUGUUUUGGAUCCUUAACUUUGUCCCUGAAACACCGGUUAACAUUCUCCUUAUUUUAUUGUUAGAAGUCUAAAAUAAUUUGCUUAGUUAGAUUGGGUGCUAUGAUUAAUACAAUGAUUAUGGAGCCUGAAUCAUGUUAGCAUGAAUCUUAGAUUACAAGUGAAAGUGCCUGGAAAACUCAAGCUGUACUUUUAUUGUUAAUUAAGCUGCUUCUGUGAUGUAAUUAACUGUACUUUGUAUAUAUAUAUAAAGGGGAUAUCAUAUGAUACAAAAUGAACAAUA
This is a messenger RNA of Medicago truncatula (barrel medic), 2021 nucleotides long. RefSeq names its product short-chain dehydrogenase TIC 32 A, chloroplastic. The coding region runs from base 364 to 1377 and encodes 337 amino acids. The record is from RefSeq and is a predicted model, not a curated record. Lineage: Eukaryota; Viridiplantae; Streptophyta; Magnoliopsida; Fabales; Fabaceae. The transcript is spliced from 7 exons.